Molecule: messenger RNA, 2346 nt
Organism: Aspergillus novofumigatus IBT 16806
Lineage: Eukaryota; Fungi; Ascomycota; Eurotiomycetes; Eurotiales; Aspergillaceae
Product: glycerophosphocholine acyltransferase
Exons: 2
Coding region: 224-1906 (560 amino acids)
Biological process (GO): phosphatidylcholine biosynthetic process
Source: RefSeq, a predicted model, not a curated record
UUUGACCAUUGGAUAACAGUCCCAACCUUCAUUGGACGAAGAUUCGUUGUUUUGCCUUGUGAGUCCUCAAGCCUACCAAAGGUAGUUAUAUCAGCCCCUCCUAUCGAUAAGACUUCCAGACUCUUGUUGCUUCCUGCAUCCCAGAAGUCACUUGGUCUAUUAAGCCUACGUAUUCGAGCUCUCUCAUAACUUGUUGGGGGACGGCGUCUGGGUUCGAAGCAACAUGGUGAUGCUAACUUUCGGCCGCUUUCUUAGUCGCCCCUACCCUCACAGCCGGGAAGGCCCUACAAUCUUCUCGUUCCAACAAAAGCUCAUCAUGGAGGGCACCGGACUCGAUGGUGACCAAGACGGAAAGACGAACCAGAUGACGGGCGUGCAUGACUCACCUGUGUUGCAACCCGCGUCGAUGGAAGAUAUGGAUGCCUUCUAUGACACGGACGACUAUGCGAACUCCUCCAAUCGCUCAUAUUCACCGCGAGCCUCUCCUAGGCUGUCGCGAAAUCCUUCCUUUUCGUAUCAGGAUGAUUGGGAGACGUUUCCGCCGCUAGAUAAACUCACCGUGUUUGACUUACUUGACAACCUUUCACUCUCUCAGAAACUCGAGAAAUGGCAACAGGCGAUCAAUGUGCAGAGAGAAAAGGUCAGAAAGCAGCGCGAAAAGCUGAAGUCUACUUCGAUGAACGCAAAGGAUCGAGUGGUCGGAGAAUGGAAGCGGCGGGUUCCCACAGCCGAUGAGCAGUUGGCCAAAUAUCGCCGUCGGAUGAGUGACGGUGUCAAGCGGCUGGAGAAGCAGUGGAAUGCCACCGCCACGGUGACACUACGCGAGAAGGUUUCGUUCAUCGCGGGUGUUCUCAAUAUUUUCGUCAGCGGCUACCUCAUCGGUGCCUACCCGGAAUACUUCUACAUCUGGUUCAGCGUGCAGUUGGCCUAUUUCAUGCCGAUCCGAUACUAUGGAUACCACAAAAAGGGAUAUCAUUAUUUCCUUGCCGAUCUUUGCUACUUUGUCAACGUGCUUUGCAUGCUCAGUAUCUGGGUUUUCCCGAGGUCCAAGAGACUUUUUAUCAGCACCUUCUGCCUCACUUUUGGAAACAAUGCCGUUGCUAUUGCAAUGUGGCGAAACUCCAUGGUCUUCCACAGCAUGGAUAAGGUCGUCAGUCUCUUCAUUCACAUCAUGCCGCCAGUUACCUUACACUGUCUCGUCCAUCUCACUCCUGCGGAAAUGCUGCGAGAGAGAUUUCCGGCCGUCUACGACGUCAAGUUUAGCAAACCUGGCUCUCCCAACCACUAUCCUCUCCUUUCCAUGAUGCUGUGGGCAACCGUGCCUUACAUGAUCUGGCAGCUGACCUAUCAUUUUUUCAUUACUGUGCGUCGCGCCGAGAAGAUCGCCGCUGGGCGUCCUACCAGCUUCACGUGGCUUCGCAAAUCGUACGCGAAGACCUGGAUUGGGAAGUUUGUGAUUAGUCUUCCUGAAUCAUUGCAAGCGCCUGCCUUUAUGAUGAUUCAGUACUUUUAUGCGCUGCUGACCAUGAUUCCUUGUCCCCUCUGGUUCCGUUUCCGAUGGGCCAGCGGUGUUUUCUUGACAGCGCUAUUCGUUUGGAGUAUCUAUAAUGGCGCCACUUACUACAUUGACGUCUUUGGCAAACGUUUCCAGAAGGAGCUGGAGGAGCUGAAGAAAGAUGUUGCCCGGUGGCAGGCCUCUCCGGCUGGUAUGACCAGCCCGACACUACCGAUCCUGAACAACGCUUCUUCCGCAGGGGCUGGCAUCCUGGAUGAGUCACCAUCUGCGCACAAGGACAGCGACAAGUCAAGUCUCGACCAGAUCCCUCCACUUGACUCCAGUGCCGCGUCGACUGCCAUCGAUGGCUCCAAUUUCGCGGCCGCUGCCAUUACGCGAGAGAGAAAGUAGAAUCCGUAUCGUCUACCCAAUUUUGCAAACGUUCCUUUAUCUCCUUGAGUCUGUCUACUGAGUCUGUCUAUUGAGUUUGUCUAUGCCCUAGCAAUGCUUUUGGAUUGGACAUCGGUUGGUUUUGUGUUGCUCUUUGAUGAUACCCUGCCUUAGUCAUUCUUUUGUCUCUGCGACUUGCCUAUAUUCAUACAUUUUAUGCCUAUAUGAUCUAGACUGUUGAUGAUUGCGAUUGAUUUUCAUUCCACUAAUUACACGAAUUUCCCUUUCAGCUGGACAUCUUUCUGCGAUUUCAGUGGCGCAUGUAUCGCGUUGAUUAUGUCUGGUAUGAACAGCAUGGUCUACUCCGGUUGACCCCGGUGAUUUUGUUAGUACGGUGGGGCCUUGCACGAACAAGUCAUAUUGAUUCUGCCGCUAUCUAGUAAUAUCUAAUAUUUUAUAUG